Molecule: messenger RNA, 2235 nt
Organism: Suncus etruscus (white-toothed pygmy shrew)
Lineage: Eukaryota; Metazoa; Chordata; Mammalia; Eulipotyphla; Soricidae
Gene: NUP85
Product: nucleoporin 85
Exons: 20
Coding region: 1-2151 (716 amino acids)
Biological process (GO): mRNA export from nucleus; positive regulation of DNA-templated transcription; protein import into nucleus
Cellular component (GO): nuclear pore outer ring
Molecular function (GO): structural constituent of nuclear pore
Source: RefSeq, a predicted model, not a curated record
AUGGAGGAGCUGGAGGACGAGCCCACAGUCACUCCAGGCCCGGGUUUGACAUUUCACCUGGUGCUCGUGGUCGGGCCCCAGGGCUCCAUCCAGCCCCCGAUCACCCCUUGCCAGACCGAUCUGCCGUGCCCGGCGAGCCAGAGGCAUUGCCACCACAUUAAAUCGGUGCAGGGCAACUCCUUGCGGGCUUCACCUAACUUCUUCCUUUCCACGUGUUUCUGGGGCGGGUUGAUUCCAGGCGUGAAUUCCAAGAAGAAUCAAAUAUGUUUUGACUGGGGGCUAGGAGAGAUGAUGGUGUGCGAAACCUCCUUCAACAAAAAAGAAAAAUCAACAUCGCCCGGAUGCCCUUUUAUCCAUAUUGUCCACAAGAAUAUAGAAACUUAUUGUCAAAUCUUGAGAAAACUCUUCAAUGAAUCCCAUGGAAUUUUUGUGGGCCUACAAAGAGUUGAAGAGGAGUUGUCUGGGAAAUUCAAGAAAGCUCAGUUGGUUCGAGUGAGUAAAAACUACCGAUCUGUUAUAAGAGCAUGUAUGGAAGAAAUGCAUCAGGUUGCGACUGCCGCCAGAGAUCCAGCCAGUCAGCACAAGUUCAGCUCCCAGAUUUCCAUUUUGUCGGCCAUGGAACUCAUUUGGAACCUUUGUGAGAUUCUUUUCAUCGAAGCAGCCCCAGCUGGCACUCUCCUCCUGCACCUCCUGGACUGGGUCCGCCUGCACGUUUGUGAGGUCGACAGUCAGCUGGCCACCGUCCUGGGGAGUGAGGUCCCAAGCAAGCACGAGAGCUUCUGGAACUUGGUGACUACGCUGGUGCUCCAAGGCCGCCUGGAUGAGGCCCGCCAGAUGCUGUCUAAGGAGGCCGACGAUAACCCCGCCUCCGCAGGCAUGUGCCGGGUGCUGGGCAACCUCAUGAGGACCAUGCCCAUCCUGAGCCCCGGCAACACCCAGACCCUCACGGAGCUGGAGCUCAAGUGGCAGCACUGGCAUGAGCAGUGUGACCGCCACCUGCAGGAUGGCACGUUUGACGCCAGCCCUCGCCUGGAGAUGCUCUGCAAGAUCCUGCUGGGGGACGAGGCGGCCCUAUUGGAACACAAGGAGCUGAUGAGUAACUGGUACCACUUCCUGGUCACGCGACUCCUCUACUCGCACCCCACCGUCAAGCCCACUGACCUACACUUCUACGCCCAAUCCAGUAUGGACCUCUUCCUGAGUGGCGAGAGCAACCCCGAGGCGCUGGACACCAUCUUGAUGGCGGCCUUCGAGUUCGACAUCCAUCGGGUGAUCAAGGAGUGCAGCAUCGCCAUAAGCAAUUUGUGGUUCGUGGCGCAUCUGACGGACCUGCUGGACCACUGCGACCUCCUCCAGUCACACAACCUCUACUUCGGGUCCAAGAUGAGAGAGUUCCUGCUGCUGGAAUAUGCCUCCGGGCUGUUUGCGCACCACAGCCUGUGGCAGCUGGCGGUGGACUACUUCGACCACUGCCCGGAGCUGGGACGUCCCUCACUGGAGCUGCACAUCGAGCGGAUCCCCCUGAGCACAGAGCAGAAAGCACUCAAGGUGCUGCGGGUCUGUGAGCAGCGGCAGAUGACUGAGCAGGUCCGCAGCAUCUGCAAGAUCUUGGCCAUGCGUGCUUUGCGCAACAACCGCCUGGGGUCCGCCCUGUCCUGGAGCAUCCGAGCUAAGGACGCUGCCUUUGCUACGCUGGUGUCAGACAGAUUCCUCAGGGAUUACUGUGAGCGAGGCUGCUUCUCAGACUUGGACCUCAUUGACAACCUGGGGCCUGCCAUGAUGCUUAGUGACCGGCUGACCUUCCUGGGAAAGUACCGUGAGUUCCACCGAGUCUACGGGGACAAGCGCUUUGGCGACGCGGCUUCUCUGCUCCUGUCGCUGAUGACCUCGCAGAUCGCUCCACGAUCUUUUUGGAUGACACUCCUCACGGACGCGCUGCCCCUUCUGGAGCAGAAGCAGGUGAUCUUCUCUGCUGAGCAGACGUACGAGCUGAUGAGGUGUCUGGAGGACCUGACUCUGGAGAGGCCACUGCACGGGGACCCUGAGGCUCAGGACGAUGUGGAGGCCACCAAGAUAGAGAUACUGAGGCUUGCCCUGGCACGGAAUCUGGCCCGCGCCAUCAUCAAAGAAGGCUCUUCUGAAGGUUCCUGAGGUCAGGCUGGCCUGGAGGCUGCUCCCACACGCUAUAUUUGUAAGGCGAUUUGUACAUACAGUAAUAAAUGCAUUCUUUUGUAA